GUUGCCAUAGUGAUAUCAGCAUUACCAUAUAUGGGGAGAUCGCUUCCUCAUAUUGUGUUGACGAUCGUGAGCCAGUUAUGUCGUAACAUAGAGCAGUUGGCCAGUCUCUACUCAGACCAAGGCAGCUUUUCAGGAUCAACUGAGUUAGAGAAAGUCCCUGCAGACCAUGUGGCUACAAUGUUGGAGAACCUGACCAUAAUAUGUCAUUAUUGCAUACUGGACAGCACUCAGAGGGUUUCAAUAGGUACUCCAAUGCCUACUGACAUAGGCAGCAUCAUCACCUCAGGAAGUUCUGCUACGCAAAUCAUAGGCAACCUUAUACAUGUGUUCAACCCUAUAGGAGGCGCAAGGGAGCCGAGUCCCCCUAAGGAUGCAGUUGGAGGAGUCUCACCUGUAAUGGAGGCCAGGAGAAGACUAUUG
This is a messenger RNA of Owenia fusiformis, 420 nucleotides long. The record is from the annotation of a GenBank genome assembly. NCBI's taxonomy places the organism in Eukaryota, Metazoa, Annelida, Polychaeta, Sabellida, Oweniidae.